CGUCGCCAUGCUACCCCUGUGACGUAGUACGGGCACCCCGAGUUGAACUCGAUGAAAUGUGACAUACCAUUUCCGACGGAUUACAUGUGUUUACCUGCAGUGUUGGACAGAGCACAGGACUUCACUGCCUUACGUUACAGACGUUGUCGGUUGUAGCUGUUGUUUCCCAUCACAAUGUCACGUUUUCUGUUGGCAUACGCUACGUAGAAAACCACCAUCACCAGAUACUACCAUCACACUAUCACCAGAACCUCGUCAUGGGUUGUGGGCCGUCCCACCUUGUCCAUGGCGAAGAUGGAGGAUCCGCCAAUACUCCUCGCGAAAACCCCAAACCACAACAGACCAAAGUCUUAUCUAAUGGCCACCCUGCAGCAGUGAAGGAAAACAACGCAAAGAACAAGGUCAUGAACUCAACAGACACAAAUGAAAAUCGGCAAGAUGUAAUCACCAAUAAUCUUCCACCCGCCUUUCCCAAAUCUAUUAGUUUCGCUGUGGGAAUGGACGGCCAGGAGAAGGACAGCCUGAUUGCCAAACACCCUCCAAUAAAGCUGAAGCGAUUGGAACCCCUGAACAUGCCGUUACUUACUCCAGAACUUCUCAAAGAAAAACAAAAGUUAGCAGAUGAAAAACGUGAAAGGGAACUGCAACGGAAAAAGAGUGCUUCAAGAAAGUCUUCGAAGAGGCGACGGGAGCUGAUGGCGGCCAAAGAUUUUGAAUUACAGCAAGUACAGGGACAGGAUAAUUCGAAAAUGCAGUCGGCUGAGGCUCUACGAAUGGCUAAGCUAAAUGAAAUAAAGGAGAAACAGAAAAUACGUGAAGAACGUGCUAAAAGGGCCAGAGAAAAGGCUCAAAGGAUGAAGCAAGCUGAGCAAGCAGACCUUGGUAUUUUGGAGGUAGAAAAGGAUGAUCAUUAUAACGCUGAUGAUGUCGAUUCUUGGUUAGACGGCGACAACAAUACCGGGGGAAAUCAGUCUGAAAUGGGCGACAGGGUUUACUCCGGCCGAUGUAGCCCGCAGAAGCAGGUGCAGGACACGACGAAUAACCGCUACCCCAGUGCCAGUACCGUCGACAGUUUCGACAAUGCUUACAACAGAAAAACUCCUAGUGCCUCAGCAACUCGCCAGAAACAACUACCAGAAGAAACGGACGACUUUUUCGAUUCUUGACACAAAACGCGUGUUACACAAUAGGGUAUAUUACAAUUUGCUAUAAAGUGUCAUAUUGCUCAAUUUGGAGAAUUUGCUUCUUCGCUCUGCCCACAUAGAAAAUUUUACUGUCUUUAAUUAAGGCAGGAUCGUUUUAAUAAGCUGUUUUCUGAAUGUAAAAAAGUUUUUAUUACGUUUUUUGAUAUUUUUCCAAAAUUUGUUUUACCAAAACGUUACACACCAGGAUUUGCAUAAAACAUAUUGCCAAUACAACAAUGUACUGUGAAAUCACUAACUUUCGUGGGUGUUUUUUAAAUUUCAUUGAAUUCUUGGGUAUUCUCGAAACGAAUGCAAUUAUUGAUUUGUAAUAUAUUUGAGUUCAUAUCUUCAGAUAGUUGUCUUGCACAACUAUACAACAAUUUCUGUAUUUAGAGUUUUAUAUAAAUCGAUGCUUUGAUUUGCCCAUUAUCCCUUAAUAAUAUAUGUUACUUUUCGUUAAAACAUUCGCAAGUGUAACAAUAAUCUAUUUGCGUCAAACUAUGUUUCUGUUUUUUAAGAAUCAAAGCAAGAAUAUAUAUACUGACCUAACUAACAUACAUAUUUAUGCCUUUCGGUCUCGGGCAUCAUACGUUGUUAUUCUAUAGCAAAAACAGUACCAAUUAUAAAGUUGGUAUGGAAAUAAUUUUUAAAUGACAUACAGACUGCUGUCUGUUUGAGGAAGAACCAUGUUGUAUGUUGGAGCUGUGUGGACACUUAAAUAGAAACAUUUUUCCUAUAAACAAACAGGAAAUUGAACGUGGUUGGAUAUUUGUAUUAAUACGGACAUCUCUGAAACAAAAGGAAAUAACUGAAACUGUUGAGCUGGUAUCAACUAUCGUCAGAUAUUUGUAAUGAUAGGGAUAGGAAAGGAAAUUACCAGUCUACAAAUUAUGCAUGAAAGCCUUCGGAAGUGCCUGUUUUACCAGUGAAUCGUUUGUUAAAUACACGUUUAACGAUAUAAUGAAAGUGGGUGUGGUUUGUGGGUGUUUAUUUAUAAUGAUAUUUAAGAUACCGGAUUGAGAGAGGGUCCCUGUUGGGUAAUAAUAUGAUACAGUAUUAAACAAUGGGACAGGACGCCUGUGCUUUUGUUCUUAGAUCUAUAAUAUACUUUUAAACAUGAAUUGAUUAUCGGAAGUUGUUCAUGAAUUAUUCGUAUUUCAUAAUAUCGUUUCUUAGCUACAAAUAACAUAUUUUCCCAUCGUAUUACAUACAUUUGAGAUAUUUGUAUCUGCUAGUUUAUCUACGUUGAUAUCCACUGCCUUGUGUAAAUACAGACAUUGUUUUUGUAGAUGUAAGAAAAUAUACACUAUCACCUAAGCGUUUUUUUAUUUAAGCACUGUAGACACUAAUAGAAUACAAAAUGUAUUUUAUUCUGUUCAGUUGUAUAUGAAUACAUAAAAUGAUUAUCAGCCCUUAAAAUGUUAGGCUUUAAAACGAAGGACAUUCAUUCAAGGUAACUACUAUUCAUGCUGUAAUAACUAUCUAAUUUGGGGAAAACUUACAUAAUUGGUAUAAUAGAAUAUAAUAGUAAUAAUAAGGAUUUAUGUAGACAGAAGACAAUUAUUGACAUUUAUAUUAUGUUAUGAAAUCAAUCACCAUUUUUUUCAUGUCUCUAUAAACUCUGUAUUUCUCAAUAGGGAUGUCAGCAUAUUUUUCAAGAUUAAAACUAGUAUAAAUAAUGUGUUUUCAGAAGAAAAAUAUCCAGUGCACUCUAAUGUAUUUUAUGAAUGUGUUACAUUGUAUAUUACUUUUAUAUAUUUGUUAUUCGCGGUCUAUCUUUCAAAGGAAUGAAAAAAGUAUAUCAAAUGACUUUGUAGAAUGUCUUAUAAUAAAAAUCAAGACAAGAAUAAUUACUCGGAGAUAUUCUUUUUCGCUUUAAAAGAAAAAUCAAACGUGAAAUAACAAUGUUGAGAAAAUACGAGUUGAAGAACUGCAUGUGAUAUCUCCCACAAACGCAAGUAUUGUCGAACCUCUAUAUUUCGUUAUAUGGAAAUCUCUUAUCUCGACUACCUGUUUAUUCUAUUUUAUGUUUCUUUAAUCGGAUAACUCGAUUUAUCGUUUAUCUCAUUGUAAGUUAUAUCGAAUUUCUUGGAAACUUAUUUGAUGUAAGAUAAUGCGGUUAUCUCAAAAAAAUUAACAGUAUGACGAGAAUCGGCUGACAUAAUGAUCAUAGAUAUAUAUUAUGCUGCGUUUGAAUGUCCUUACUUAUAUUAUGUGACACGAUGUAUUGAUGAUUAGGAUUCUAGUCAAUAACAAAGUGAUAAUUACACAUUUUUAAUUUGUUUUCCAUGAAGUCAUAUUUCUAUCAUUAAGUGCAAACUUUAUAGUGUUUACACGCACGUUCCAAUUUCAAGACAAGUAAUUUUUUUUCAUUUCAAGUUUGUGGCAAUUCAGUAGAUUAGGUUUCAUUUAUUUUAUUUAAUUGAUAUGGUGCUUUGUAUUUUUAUACUUUUGUCAAGGUUAUAACACUAGAUCGGCGUGUGAUUUUGAGUGUUGAAGUGAAGUAGUGGUAAAGUUAAACUCUGAUCCCAUGUUAAAGUAUUGUUGUGAUAAAGCUACACACCACUGAUUGCAAUUCACAUAACAAUCAACCAUUCUAUAUGUAUCCAACUUAUUUUUGGUGUUCUAGGUGUCGAGAGUUGGAAUGAAAUAACCAUCACUUAUUCAUCACGUACCGGGCAGAACGAUGUUUUGUUUUGAAUACAAACAGUUAUUUAAAAAAAAGGUUUUUGCGAGCUUUCGAAAACACUGUUUGAACUAGUGUUUGUUGCAGUUUAAGAUAGAGGAAUAGUCAAAUUUGAUAUGAAAUAUAUUUUCUUGCAAAUAAGUUAUCACUGGAGUAAAAUAAGGUAAUAAGUGUAAAAGUCAAGUGGUCUCUAAACCUUGGAAACUUGAAAAAAAAGGACAUAAAUGGAAAUGUUAUUAUGUGAACGAUGUCAUGAUAUAGGAACGAACAUCCUCCAAUUUAUAUACAUUUAAUUCUCAAUACUAAAGAUAUAAGGACUGAUAACCAUUCAGUUACUUGAAUAUGACGCCUUGUUUUUGUUAUGUUAAAAUAAUGUUUCAUAUAAUAGUUCUAUGUACCAAAAUGAACCCGCAUCUUCCCAAACGUUUUAAGAUGAAAAUACAACAGUAUUAACACUUUUAAAGAUGUAAAGAGUAAAAAUAAUCUUUUUCUUCACAUUUUUAAUUGAUUUUAUCAUUUGAUGAUACGUGUGUCAAAAAAGCAGUUUUUACAAACGAAUCAUAUCAUAUUUCUCAUAUACGUUACUGACUUGUGAAUAUCUUUUAAAACGAUAAAAAGAUAAAGCGAAAAAAAAGCUUCUAUCCUCAACAAGAGAUUUGGCAUCAUUUCAGGUUCGUCAUUGGUAAUUUAUUAAGGUUUAGAGCAAAAUAUUAUCUAGAUUCUAUAGUACUGAAAAUGAAUUGUACUUCAUAGUAAUUAUUGGUUUCUACUGGUUGUGUCGAGCUAAGAAGUGUUGUGAUAUUAGUCUGUCCAUUGUAUUUCAGUAUUACGUGUAUAUUCACAUUUAGAAAUAUAUUUGUCAUGAAUAUUUAAAUUGUUUUGUCACCUGUUGAUGUACUUGCACAGUAGUUCAUAAAAAAAGUAUUAUAUACCUCAUGCCAUUGUAUAAACCAGCUCAUUCUGGACAAUUAUGAUUGAGAUUGGCUGUCAUUUUAAAAUCUAUGUGCCGUGUAAAUUAAAAGAUGAUUGUAGUGUUGGAAUUAUGCAUUGUUCUCGAAACAAAGGAACCGGAAAGAUGGUUGUGCUCAAUAUGAGUUA
Mizuhopecten yessoensis (Yesso scallop) is the source of this 4968-nucleotide messenger RNA. RefSeq names its product ensconsin-like. The transcript is spliced from 8 exons. The record is from RefSeq and is a predicted model, not a curated record. Lineage: Eukaryota; Metazoa; Mollusca; Bivalvia; Pectinida; Pectinidae. The coding region runs from base 258 to 1166 and encodes 302 amino acids.